Molecule: messenger RNA, 219 nt
Organism: Dicrocoelium dendriticum
Lineage: Eukaryota; Metazoa; Platyhelminthes; Trematoda; Plagiorchiida; Dicrocoeliidae
Source: the annotation of a GenBank genome assembly
AUGUCACAAAGCUUUCAAUGUCUUCUGAUAAAACUUUUCAUUUUUGACGUGUUGACGCGUUUCAUUGAAACCACAACUGCUUACAAGUAUGAAGCAAUCCAAACACAGACCACGGUUUCCGCUAAACAGUCAGCCCAGGUUAUGGAAAAUAUAUGCUAUGUCGAUUUCCUACCUCUGAUCUCGGAUUUAGUUGAAUGCAUUUGCGAAUUCUAUCAGUAA